This is a messenger RNA of Ictidomys tridecemlineatus (thirteen-lined ground squirrel), 1078 nucleotides long. RefSeq names its product pleckstrin homology domain containing J1 (gene Plekhj1). The record is from RefSeq and is a predicted model, not a curated record. NCBI's taxonomy places the organism in Eukaryota, Metazoa, Chordata, Mammalia, Rodentia, Sciuridae. Gene Ontology annotation, cellular component: trans-Golgi network; recycling endosome; early endosome. Gene Ontology annotation, biological process: retrograde transport, endosome to Golgi; endosome organization; receptor recycling.
GAGGCCGUUCGGGGCGCGCAGGCGCACUAGCUACUUCCGGGACAGCUCCCUGAGACUUUUGUGGCGCCGGUGCCGCGCCACCGGGGACGGCGGCCGGGAGGAGAAGCGCGCUCCGCACUCUGGCUCCCGUACCCCUGCGGUGCCUGACAUGCGCUACAACGAGAAGGAACUGCGGGCUCUGUCCCAGCAGCCGGCGGAGCUGGCGGCGGAGCUGGGCAUGCGGGGGCCCAAGAAAGGCAGCGUGGCCAAGCGGCGGCUGGUGAAGCUGGUGGUCAACUUCCUCUUCUACUUCCGGACGGACGAGGCCGAGCCUCUCGGAGCCCUGCUGCUGGAGCGCUGCAGAGUUGCACAGGAAGAGCCCGGCGGCUUCUCCAUCAGUGAGUGUCCCGCGUCGCGCGGUCCCAGCCCCUGGCCGCUGGGCGGACACGGCUUCGUGGAGGACCCAGAGAGGAAGUAUCACUUUGAGUGCUGCAGCCAGGAGCAGUGUGAACAGUGGACAGAGGCACUGCGUCGGGCCAGCUACGAGUACAUGCGGAGAAGCCUCAUCUUCUACAGGAACGAGAUACAGAAGAUGACGGGCAAGGACCCCCUGGAGCAGUUCGGCAUAUCUGAGGAGACCAGGUUUCAGCUGAGCAGCUCACCGAGAGAGGGGCAGUCAGCUGGUGUCAGCUCCCAACUGGAUGAGCUGGACUGACCCUGGGCUGGGCCCUCUGCCCUGGGUUUCUGGCCAUGACUGAGUCUGCAGUGGGAGGUGCUUUGGCCUAAGGAUGGGUGGGAUGGACAGGGACUGCCUCUUUUGAGAAACUGCUCAGCUGGCCCUUCCCUCCCAUCUUGGAGAGUGCCACAUGCCCCUGCCUGGUCUCUCCGGUGCAUCCAUUGAGGGCCAAGGGGGCACCUGACUGGCACAACUCUAUUGUCUCAUGCCAGCUGAAUGUAUGUACGAGGCUCGGUGAAGCUGUGAAUGUGAGGUUCCCUCACCAGCUGUGAACUUGAUUCCUGCUGAUGGCGCAGGCCCUGGCGCUGGUCUCCAGGUCGCCAAGCUUGCUCUGUCCAAUAAAGGUACCUCUUUUCCAGACUA